Molecule: messenger RNA, 2442 nt
Organism: Linnemannia hyalina
Lineage: Eukaryota; Fungi; Mortierellomycota; Mortierellomycetes; Mortierellales; Mortierellaceae
Source: the annotation of a GenBank genome assembly
AUGAACGAAGCACGCGCCCAAACCAUAGCAACCACCACUAUCACCGCUGCCAAGCGUCGAUCGCGGUCUGGCGCCAAGCACCCACCAGCAACAACCUUUACACACCUGAUACUCCCUCUUCCUUCAGCAACAGAGCUUACGAACCAGCCCGCGACCAAGAAACUCCAGUCGAAGAGCAACAGCGCGUUAGCAAUGAAACGACCUUCGGCCGCUGGGUCCACCUCAGAGACCGAUGCUGGAGGUCCGAACCCGUAUCUGAGCCUCGUCUUUCGACGUAUGCGCAGGCUGAAAAAGCGUGUGACAAGAGUCGAGACAACAGAAGCGGCUCUGAACGAAGACCCAUCGAAGAAAGCCACAUUGGAGCCAGACCAGUUAGCGGCGUUGGAGAAGAAGCUCGAGAUGUCGGCAUCCUUGAAGGAACUCGAGGACCUCUCCAAGGCUAUGACUGUCCUGCAAGCAAAUGACAAACUGGAGCGCAACACACAAAUCGAUAAGCACUUGCGCGAUAUCGAGAGAUCAAAAGAAACUGUGACUAGGGAGACGCAAGAAUCCGCCACUUCAGCGUUUAUCCAGGUCAUCCGCCUGUUCUACGCUCUCAAGCAGCUGGACGAUGCCAAGGAGUACCUAACCUUGCCCCUGUCCAACAGUCUCAAGGUUUUGGAAAAAUUUCGAUCUCGUCUCUUUGAGGUUGCACAGGCAGCCGAGUUGUCGGACGGAGACGAUUGCAUUCAUUCGCGCAAGGAGUUGUACUCGAUGGUGCGCAAGCUGGCAGAGAAGUCCACCGACAAUGUCGCAGAGGACGGUGAUAUCACCUACAAGUGCAUCUACGACGAGAUUGAUCACCUCACCUACCCAUCUGCAGACUUGGAGCUGAGGGACACUCCUCUCAUUUCUGACGGCCGUCAAGUGGAUGGUCCAUCAUCGAUUGUGAAGGCUCAUACCGGAGCCGGAAAAGAGGAUGACAUUGAAGGAACCUCCGUACGUUCAUUGAUGUCCGAGCCUACUUUGACGGUUGCACAAAAGUCAUGCGCGACGGUCGAGAACUGGUUCAGUAAAAUUAGUUCCUCCAACCCGCCGUCGUCCGAGUCGCCACCAAAGACUACUCCAGGACAAGAAUCCAUGGCGGUUGCUCAAAUUGUAAACGCGAAGCAAGCAGAACCAACUCCGGCUGUGCCGGUCUGUCUUGGUAGAGAGGUUGCAUCACAGACGGAUCCAAGCGCGUCGUGUGAGCCAUCGUCACUGCCAGCCGUCACUGCACCUAUGGUACCAGCAGUUGUCCCAUUGGUGCCCGUCCAUCCAAUGUCUGGCUAUCGGUUCAUGCUUCCUCCAUGGGUGGCUGGAUCGUCCUAUCCCGCCGAUCCUCAUGUCAGCAACCCUUCCCUGAUGCAAGCUCCACCAGCUCUUCCUGGUAUGCACGUUAGCAAUGAACCAGGCCAUUCAAUCUUCUCGCAGCCAGACGACAAGGACUCUGGCAAGAGUGAUUCUCGUCGUCGAUUCGGUCGUCCAAGCGGCGGUCCUUCUCAGGAGAGCACUUCCUUCCGUGCUCAUCGCGUCUCACAGAAGAGUUACGGGGAGAGUGGAGAUGAUCGUCUGGGGGUGAUUUAUGAGGACGAUGAAAAGGAGUGUGGCGCCAGUUCGAGCGCUAGAGCCCAUAGUCAUGGUCAAUACGUGUCAUACGUUCCAGGGCCGAUCUAUCAGGAGCCAAGGCAAUUGCAGGCGACGAAUCCAAACCAGAGAGGUACUCAGGACCGUAUGGUGGCACGAACAAUUACAGAGAGCGCUGGCUCAGAAGUCAGACGAGGCGUUUCGCCGUUGUCGGGGGACCAAUUGAGGCAACAACAGGCUGUCUAUGGUCAUUCCAGUGGUGUGAUGACUCUGCAGCAAUCGGAGAGCACCUCAUUUGGGUACAAGGUCAGCGGCACAGGCAGCAAGAAGGAAUUGCCCACAGACAACAACAAUGGAGGUUUCCAGGGACGUCGGUCUGGAAAGAAAAAAGGGCGCGGCCAGGAUCGACCUCCUCUAGCACAGACGCAGCACCAGCAAGGAGGCCUAAAGUCUCAGGACCAGCGAUCGACCGAGUCGUCGAGUAAUUUGCGUCCAGAUGCACAGCAGCAGCAGUCCAUUGAUAACAAUGGUCAUAACUUGCAGUUUCUGCAGCACUCUACUACUUCUUACCACAGUCACUCCGACGCUCAGAACCAGCAAUACUAUAAGCGCAUGACCCAGCAGCAGCAGCAACAUCUGCAACAGCAAUAUUGCCACCUUGAUGAGCAGGACAUGUCUCGUCUACCUCAGCAACAGCAGCAACAGGGUGUUCAUCACUACAUCCAGCAACAGGCGUUCUAUCACUAUCCUGGAGGAGGAAGGGUCCCCGUUUAUUGCGUUCAGAGGCAACAAAUCCAGCAGACCCAGGCAGAAGACACUAGCAAGGGACAGGUUUAG